CUUUCAUGUGCAGGUGACAUAUUGGUUAGCUUGUCUUUAGAGAAAGAGACUUCUCUUUGAGGGAUAAUACAGCACAAAGAUUGGAGCAUCUUGCCAUAAGUGGUACCAUGGAGUUAUCGCCUAUUGUCACUCAACCACAACGUCACUGUGCCACAAGGAGUUUUGAGUGGCAGACAGAACUCUGUGACUGCGGCGAUGACUGUAACAUCUGUCUGUGUGGAGCCUUCUGCUACUGUUGCUUGGGUUGCAUAAUUGCCAAAGACAUGGACGAGUGCUGUUGCUGUGGUCCUAGUGUGGCCAUGAGGACACGCUAUCGGACGUUGUACAGAAUUCCGGGAACGAUCUGCUCAGACUGCCUCAUAGUCACUUUCUGCGGUCCCUGUAACCUUUGCCAACUCAAGAGGGAUAUCAAAAGGAGGAAGCAGUUAGGGAUUUUCUAG
Molecule: messenger RNA, 440 nt
Organism: Crotalus tigris (Tiger rattlesnake)
Lineage: Eukaryota; Metazoa; Chordata; Lepidosauria; Squamata; Viperidae
Product: placenta-specific gene 8 protein-like
Exons: 4
Coding region: 108-440 (110 amino acids)
Biological process (GO): positive regulation of transcription by RNA polymerase II
Source: RefSeq, a predicted model, not a curated record